AUGUCCGAAUCUCCAGAACCGCGCCUGGACUCGCCAGCUCUCGACAAGGACGAGAACGAAGAGGAUGUGACCCUUGAUAAGGAGAGAGAUAUUGCGGCAGAUAUAUCUGACGAUGAAUCUGUUCUCUCUGAUGUCGACGAGGAGCAGUUCAAGGAGUUUGACCCUGCCGACAUCCCUCUUGAUGACCGUCCAGCACUCGCCAUCGAUGAAGAAAACUUGAAGCUAGUGGGUCGCCAUAAACGCCGGAGGACUGAGGAAGAUGGUGAGGGUCAGACGAAGAAGAAAAAGAAGGAGGGUCGCAGAGAUAAGAAAAGCCACAGGAAGAAGCAGGGCAGCGAAGAGUUCAGCGGCGGAGAGGAGAUGGACGGCAAAAGGAGAAGAAAACGGAGAGAGGGAGGGGGCGAAAAAGCUCCCAGGCAGAGUAAAAAACAAGUGGAAGAAGAAAUCGAUGAAGAGUCUCUGGAUCCUGCUACCAGGCGACGCCGCGCUUUGGACCGGAUGAUGGACGAAGCGCUGAAGAAGCCUUCGAAACGGCGUAUCAAGAAAGCAGAUGGGAUCGAUUUGGCGGAUUACGCCGACGCAGAGAUCGAAGAGGUUCGCAAACGCAUGACCGACGCAGCUCGUCUAGACAGCAUUGCUCGCAAAGAGAACCGCCCUGCAAUGCACAAGCUUAAGAUGCUUCCAGAGGUUGUUUCCCUACUCAACCGCAACCAAUAUGUUAACAGUCUUAUCGACCCGGAAAUAAACCUUCUAGAAGCUGUUAAAUUUUUCCUAGAACCUCUCGAUGACGGUUCCUUGCCAGCGUACAAUAUCCAGCGAGAUUUAAUGGCAGCAUUGCUACGACUACCUAUUAACAAAGAGACUUUGAUUGCUAGCGGUAUUGGCAAAGUUAUUGUGUUUUAUACAAAAAGCAAGCGCCCGGAGAUUGGGAUCAAACGCCAGGCUGAACGUCUUCUCGCUGAAUGGACCCGCCCUAUUCUCCAGAGAAGCGAUGACUACUCUAAACGAGUCUACGAGGAAGUCGACUUCGAUCCCAGCCGACUCGCUGAUCGAACUGUAUCUGCGGAAGCCUCAGCUGCGGAAGCACGUGCUAGAGAACUGCUUCCACCUCGUCUUGCCAAUCGUGCUCGUGUUGAAAGUAGCCAUACUAGCUACACUGUUGUACCACGAUCUAUGGGCGUAUCUGAGAGCAAGUUUGCUCGCCCUCUAGGUGCCAGCGGAGAAGAUCGAUUCAGACGUAUGAAAGCCAGGCAAAUUGCCGCCAAUAAGGGAUCGAAGCGAUAA
Messenger RNA from Trichophyton benhamiae CBS 112371, 1284 nucleotides. RefSeq lists its product as uncharacterized. Gene Ontology annotation, cellular component: nucleus. The record is from RefSeq and is a predicted model, not a curated record. Gene Ontology annotation, biological process: poly(A)+ mRNA export from nucleus. Lineage: Eukaryota; Fungi; Ascomycota; Eurotiomycetes; Onygenales; Arthrodermataceae. The coding region runs from base 1 to 1284 and encodes 427 amino acids. The transcript is spliced from 4 exons.